AUGGCGGAUAUGAUACUGCCCAAGGGCAUUGUCUUCAACAAGGAGUCGGUCUAUCAAGAGAUAGCAAAGUUCGACGUUGUUCCCACAGAUCAUAUACUGAAGGCCUGUCAUGUGUUUUCCAUAACAUCGCGGGAGCUAUUCGAUCCAACCGCAAGACGGUUGGAGAACUUCUGGACACGCGUCCUCGGUGGCGACAGACGCCACCUUCCUGGCACAGUCAUUGCACGAUUAUUCAGAGAUAUAUCCGAAGAACCCCCUUUCGUCAAGCUACGAGGGCCACCAAACAGAUACGAGCCUCCAUCUCCUAAAUCACAAGCCAGUGAGACUCGGAAAGUCCAGGCCAUCCUUGAGGAAUCCACAGUCAGACCGGAGGAGGUGAGAUCGAAAGGGAAGGGAAGGGGCAAGGGCAAGGGGAAGGGGAAGGGGAAAAUGGUACCGCCAUCGCCCUCAUCAUCGAAAGUACCGCAUCCUAUUCUGAAGAAGCCUAGGGGGCCCUCAGCUUCUGGACCUCGGCCUACAGCUCGAUUCGUAUCUCCCUCAGGAUCAGAUGCAGAAGAUGACGAUGCGCGCGAAAGCGAGGUUGCCUCUUCUGACAGCACAGCUGUGACCCCGAGCAUCGAUUCGAAUGCAACGGUUAAGGAGGAGAAGAAGAAGCCUCCCAACACUACGCCGAAGAAGAAGACGACCUCGUUCAUGGCCUCCACAUCGUCGAGGCGUAGACCGGCCAUGCCUCGACGCCCAAGUUCACAGUCUACUAUCACUAGCACGACUAGUGGGCCUGAGGUUGGUCCAAAAGAGGAAGACUAUUCGCAGGCAGCUCCCUCGACUAUGUCAGAAACGUCGGGGAAAGGAUCACGAGCCGCAACGAUCGAACAGGAAGGCAAAGAGCGAUUGACUGCUAAAGCAGCCGGAAAACGUCCAGAUAGGCGAUCAUCAGCCGAUAAAGUUAUACCCUUGAGGCCCAGUGGCCCACAAACGGGAAACCAAGAAGACAGACCUGUUACGGUGCAAGAGGAGGCAAAGCGGCCAACGACCCCCUCAAAGAGUAAAGGGAAGGCUCCGGCAACUGCAAGUGGCAUCGCUCAUGAUGUCUCCGAACGGCCACGCGUCGACAUCACCUCUCCCAUGCACCGAUCUAGAUCGGGGAUCAACUCUCCACGGCCUGGGUCAAGAGACUUGAACCGUAGUCGGGUCACAACGCCGCAAAGCUUGAUAUCACCAAGUACGGCUACGAUUUCGAAUGCCACAGCUCAGGGAACCAUCAUUGAAUUUGAUGAAAAUGCGCCCGCGAAAGAGGCAGUAACAGGUGUGAUGCGCGAGCUAGAGGACAAUCCGAGACCACAGCAGAGUACGCCAGCUGUGUCCGGGACGUCUGAACGCAACACCCGAUUCACUCCUACGCAGCCGAAUCCCACACCGGACGUGCCACUAGGCCGAUCCAAGAGCCAGCUGACUCUACUUCUCGAGCGUCAGAACGAGAAAAAACCUCGGCGGUAA
Messenger RNA from Anthostomella pinea, 1497 nucleotides. Lineage: Eukaryota; Fungi; Ascomycota; Sordariomycetes; Xylariales; Xylariaceae. The record is from the annotation of a GenBank genome assembly.